This is a messenger RNA of Rhea pennata, 2571 nucleotides long. RefSeq names its product RAB14, member RAS oncogene family (gene RAB14). Gene Ontology annotation, biological process: Golgi to endosome transport; endocytic recycling; defense response to bacterium. The transcript has 9 exons. Gene Ontology annotation, molecular function: GTP binding; GTPase activity. Gene Ontology annotation, cellular component: recycling endosome; phagocytic vesicle; Golgi apparatus. Bases 300 to 947 code for a protein of 215 amino acids. NCBI's taxonomy places the organism in Eukaryota, Metazoa, Chordata, Aves, Rheiformes, Rheidae. The record is from RefSeq and is a predicted model, not a curated record.
GCCGCCAUCUUGGAUAAGGGGGGUGAUGGGGGCGCAGUGGAGCUGAGCCGAGCCGAGCCGGAGGGAGCCCCGGAGAGAGGCGGAGACCUGGUCCGGCCGCUGCCCAGCCCGAAGCGGAGCGCUCGCAGGGCCUACACGGGGGACCGGGCUGCCGCCGGCAGAGCCAAGCUGCACAGCCACUCGCUCCCCGAGCCCAGGAAGAGGAAAGUGGGUAAAUGAGGAUAUGCAAAUGAAUAAAGAACUCCUGUGGCUAAGAGAAUGGACAUCAGGAGAGUGCUCUCACUGAGCACAGUGCCACAAUGGCAACUGCACCUUACAACUACUCCUACAUCUUUAAGUACAUCAUUAUUGGGGACAUGGGUGUAGGAAAGUCCUGCUUGCUUCAUCAAUUUACAGAAAAGAAAUUUAUGGCGGACUGUCCCCACACAAUUGGUGUUGAAUUUGGUACAAGAAUAAUUGAAGUUAGUGGCCAAAAAAUUAAACUACAGAUUUGGGAUACAGCAGGACAAGAGCGAUUCAGGGCUGUCACGCGAAGCUAUUACAGAGGAGCAGCAGGGGCUCUCAUGGUCUAUGACAUUACCAGAAGAAGUACAUAUAAUCAUUUAAGCAGCUGGCUGACAGAUGCAAGGAAUCUCACCAAUCCAAAUACUGUGAUAAUCCUCAUAGGAAAUAAAGCAGAUCUGGAAGCACAGAGAGAUGUUACAUAUGAAGAAGCCAAACAAUUUGCUGAAGAAAAUGGUUUAUUGUUCCUUGAAGCAAGUGCAAAAACUGGAGAGAAUGUGGAGGAUGCAUUCCUGGAGGCUGCCAAGAAAAUAUACCAGAAUAUCCAAGAUGGAAGCCUGGAUCUGAAUGCUGCGGAAUCGGGUGUACAGCACAAACCGUCAGCCCCGCAGGGGGGGCGGCUAACCAGUGAACCCCAGCCCCAGAGAGAAGGCUGUGGCUGCUAGUGACCUCUGUUCCAUGGCUCCAUUUCUGACCCUUCUCCUCUCUGUUGGAAGCGGUGCUUUUGACUGCUUCACUGUCUUCUGUACAUCUUAUUGGGUUUAAUUAAAACUCUGAGAAAACAGUUUAACACAGUACUAAACUGCUAAAUGACUUUAGAUGUAAUCAGGUUAUCAAAGGCAAGUAGAGUAAUAAAAUCUCUCCUGCAUGGUAAAUCUAGACGGUUUUUUUUUUUUCCUUGAUUGUCCUUGUGAUAGUGUCACGAAUACAUAAUUUAAACUGAGCACUGAUGCUGGACUCUUGAUUUUACACUUUUGCAGGGCUUUGUCUUGUAUGGUUUAUUUUUAUGGUUCUUCAGCCUUUCUUCCCCACCUCUAACUGUUUAGAGCUGUCCAUAGUAAAGGAUAAGUUUUGCUGUGAAAUGACUUCUGAUGGUAGAAAGGGGCUCUGUAACAAUGUGCUUUUGUUGAAAGCAUUCAGUGUGGUGUGUGUUGGGGGUAGGUGCUGGGCUGGUGCAGGAGUGUACAACUUACUUCCAUCUUAGCCUAGCACAGGGAAACAAUCCCUGUAUUCUUGUGCUCAUAGCUUUACAUCAUUUUUUUGCCCCUUUUAAUCCUUUACAUUUGUUAACAGAACGUAAAUAUGUAUAAAAUUUGAAGGAACUGAGCUAACAGUUAAAUACAUCCUUUGUAUAUGAUUUUAAUGAAGAAAACGAUUACUGGCAUUAGAACAGUAUGUAAGAAACUAUCAGCUUGUACAGUAUGGACCUAUAUGUGACCACAUUGCCCCAUUAGUACUACAAAGAUAAAUGUAACUGCAGUUCACUAACAUAGGCUUAACUCCUUGGUGUUGACCGUGGACAUUGUGCUGGGGGAACUCUAAUCCCAAUGCAGAAAAUAACACUAGUGGAAUAUGUCUUUCAUCUUUGCACUGUGGUAUAUCUAUGCCAUUUUAUUAAUCCUGUUCUGUGCAAUCAGCAGUGUGCUAACCUGCUUUUCUCUUCUGUAAGCAUUUUGCAUUAUUGGCUUCAUUACCUGCCUUGCAUUGUAUACAAAGGCUGGUUUCUCUUGCACAUCUUACGCUUUUAUAUCUGUAACUCUUUGGUCAGAUUCUGAACUGGACAGUCAAGAACACGUGCUCUCUAGGGAUUUUUAACUACUUCUGUAUUUUUUAACAAUACAAUGGUAGGUUUUUCUUAAAAAUUUAUUAAGAAGAAACAAAGACUUGGAAUAAAUCCUUCAUGGGAUGAUACAAGCUAUAAUCCUGCUUGUAUAAAGAAGAGAUUUUUAGGUGGUGACCAUGCACAUGUGGAUUCUGUUAAAGUACAUGAGGGGUUUUCUGUUUUGUUUGAAAUUUGUGUGUGCUCUACAUGCAGUACUGUAUUUCACAUGAAGCUUCACUUGGAAAACAUCAAAUAUGCUUUAAAUUUAUAAGGGGGCAACUGCUUAACAGUGAUCAAAUGUCCAACUUCUAGUCUUACUGCAGUGUUUAAAAUACAAAGUAGUCUCAAAAUCCCUGUCUAGACACUAAAACUUUGCAAUGUUCAGACUUGUAAGUAAACAGUGAUACCAGAGUAUUGUACAGUCAAUGUUAAAUAAAAGCCAAAACUGGAAUGUGCAAACAAUAGGA